UACUGGAUGACAUUGUGAAAUGACAAUACUAACCACUCCCUUUAUAAUAUAUAAAGAAUGAAAAUAACACGUGGUAAGCUACGGUUACUUUGCAACGUAUAUCCCAAUCUUGAAGGACGCACUCAAUCACAACCCAAGGAAAGUCAUCGCUCUAUCAUCAUCCUCUAAAUCUAAUCGAUUAUAUAAACCUCCAUACACUACCCACACAAAACCCAAACGAAGCUUCACUCCUCCAUAACUGUUCACUACGCAGAGCCAAUAACAAUGGAUCUCCGGAGCACCCUUUUCCUCUCUCUUCUCCUCACUCUCUCCUUCAUCGCCAUCGCCGUACCUUCGGAUUCGGAUCCGGAUUGUGUGUACACCGUCUACGUUCGUACUGGUUCGAUCCUCAAGGGAGGCACAGACUCAAAAAUGACAGUGAGGUUCUACGACUCGAAUGGGUACGGAGUCCAGAUCAAUAAUCUGGAGGCGUGGGGCGGGUUAAUGGGUCCUGGGUACAACUACUUCGAGAGGGGCAAUCUCGACAUUUUCAGCGGACGCGGUCCUUGCUUGACCGCUCCGAUCUGUGCUCUGAACCUAACCUCCGACGGGACCGGUCCUCACCACGGGUGGUACUGCAACUACCUUGAGGUCACAACCACAGGGGCUCACAUCGACUGCAAUCAGAAGCUCUUUACCAUAGAGCAGUGGCUGGCCACCGAUACGUCGCCGUAUGAGCUGACCGCUAUCCGAGACGACUGCCCCAAGGAUUUGAACAACCAUCGACGUGAGAUCAAGACUGCCCAUCAUUCUCAUGCUUUGACUUCCAUUGUAUGAGCUGGAAAUAAAGGGUGUGUUUGGACGUGGCAUUAGUCAAGGCCGGUUUGAGAGUAAAUUAGUACAACUGAUCUUGGUUAUGUUGUUAUGGAUAUAUAGCUGGGUUGGGUUAAUGUUGUCCUUGGUAUGUAUGGAUUAGAGACUUAAAUAUUGCCUCCUCUUCUAUUUUUCUUUUAUUUUGUUGUUUUAAUGUUUGAGAUUGAUCUGAGUUUGUGUAAUAUCCGACCCGCAAAAGAGAAAUUAAUAAAUAAGAGAGGAAUAUUUUUGGUCUGAUAAAAA
This is a messenger RNA of Cannabis sativa, 1095 nucleotides long. RefSeq names its product PLAT domain-containing protein 3. Bases 265 to 816 code for a protein of 183 amino acids. The transcript is spliced from 2 exons. The record is from RefSeq and is a predicted model, not a curated record. Gene Ontology annotation, molecular function: protein binding. NCBI's taxonomy places the organism in Eukaryota, Viridiplantae, Streptophyta, Magnoliopsida, Rosales, Cannabaceae.